CACUAGUGCAAUGUUAUUCUGGAACUUUAGGGACUCAAAGUCCUGUUCAUUUGGUAAGCUAGUAUCACUGGGCCACACAUACUGUUACAUUUUAUUUGGUUAAUUAGAGGUUUGAUGUCCUUCACUUGUUACUCAUGUUGCCUUAGGUGCACUUGAUAGGAGUAUUUUGGAAGGGAGGGUGCUGGGGUAGGUGAUGGUGCCAAUGCCUUGGACAUUGAUAAUCAAAAAGCAGUUUGCCUUGUAUAGUUUGUUUUGGAGAUGGUCCUUUUAUAGUUUUUAUAUCUAUUUGCCUGUUGACCACAUAGUUGUACCAUUUGUCAUUGUCUUGACUGUCCUUUUCUUUUAUUCUAACAUAAGCUGAAGAUUUUUGCCUCAACAGAAGGAUUAAGACUCCUUGAUUUAGCACUGAAAUAUAUACAAAUCUGAUGCACUUUAAUAGAACUUUGAAAGCUGGAAAGCUGAAUGAGAAAGUUUUGAAUCUGUUCAUGGCAACUGGCAAAGAUGAAAUCCUUUCAGUUAUCCAGGCACUUAAUAUCCAGCAUGUCCUCACCCCUGUCCUUCCUACCAGAUGCUCAGAGAAAUUCUAAGAAAAUAAUUCUGCGAGCACAGUCAAUUUUAUUUUGAGCCGAGCAGCAAUUGCUUUUAGGAGGCUAAACAAAUUCUUGGAUUGAAUUAUUUGUUCUUAAAGUUCAGAAAUAUGUCAGUAGUUAACAUCAAGGACAGUGAUGUAGAUAUUGUUAUAGGGGCCCUCAACUCAGACCUGACACAAUUCAUGAAUGAAUGGAGAUCGAUAUUCUCUCAGUUCCACUUGAUAAUUGUCAAAGACCCUGAUCUGAAUGAAGAACUCAAGAUACCAGAAGGAUUUAAUAUAGAUGUCUAUACUAAAUCUCAUAUGGAUCAGGUAGUGGGCUCUUCCACUUCUGUUCUCUUCUCUGGAUAUUCAUGCAGGUAUUUUGGGUUUCUCAUAUCUCAUAAAAAAUACAUUGUUUCAAUUGAUGAUGACUGCAUCCCUGCCAAGGAUGAAAAAGGUUUCUUAGUAGAUGCUGUGGAGCAGCAUAUUGUGAACCUGACAACUCCAGCCACCCCUUUAUUCUUUAAUACACUAUAUGACCCUUAUCGUGAGGGGGCAGAUUUUGUUCGUGGAUACCCAUUUAGCCUUCGAAAUGGGGUUACAUGUGCUUUGUCAUGCGGACUAUGGCUUAAUUUAGCUGACCUUGAUGCACCUACCCAAGCCCUGAAGCCAGGACAGAGGAAUUCUCGAUAUGUUGAUGCAGUGAUGACAGUUCCGGCAAGAGCCAUGAUGCCCAUCAGUGGAAUCAAUAUUGCUUUUAAUCGUGAAUUAGUAGGCCCUACUUUGUUGCCGGCUUUGAGGCUAGCUGGGGAAGGAAAGUUGAGAUGGGAAACAAUGGAAGAUAUAUGGAGUGGAAUGUGUGUUAAGGUCGUAUGCGAUCACCUUGGGCUGGGUGUGAAAAGUGGCUUGCCUUAUGUGUGGAGAAAAGAUAGAGGAAAUGCCAUAGAGAGCUUGAAAAAAGAGUGGGAAGGGAUGAAACUGAUGGAGGAAGUAGUCCCUUUCUUUCAGUCAGUGAGGCUGCCUCAAACAGCAGCCACAGCAGAAGACUGUGUGGUUGAGAUCGCAAAUGCAGUGAAGCAACAGUUGGGACCAAUAGAUCCUGUUUUUUCUCGUGCUGCUGAGGCCAUGUCGGAGUGGGUCAAGCUCUGGAAAUCCCUUGGCUCCGGUUCCUCUUCACUAUAGGAGUUAGUGUUGGUUGUGUUGCUCUUUUAAGCCUUUUGGGUCAAUUCCAUUUGUUUGCAUUUCGUUUUAAAGUUCUUAUUAGUUACUAACUUAUACCCUACAAUAUAUCGUGAGGUGUUGGGACUGGAAUAAAACAUGUUUGUUGUUUAUGGCC
This is a messenger RNA of Manihot esculenta (cassava), 1907 nucleotides long. RefSeq names its product probable UDP-arabinopyranose mutase 5. Gene Ontology annotation, biological process: plant-type cell wall biogenesis; UDP-L-arabinose metabolic process. Gene Ontology annotation, cellular component: cytosol; Golgi apparatus. Lineage: Eukaryota; Viridiplantae; Streptophyta; Magnoliopsida; Malpighiales; Euphorbiaceae. The record is from RefSeq and is a predicted model, not a curated record. Gene Ontology annotation, molecular function: UDP-arabinopyranose mutase activity. The transcript has 3 exons. Bases 698 to 1753 code for a protein of 351 amino acids.